Molecule: messenger RNA, 1793 nt
Organism: Ipomoea triloba (trilobed morning glory)
Lineage: Eukaryota; Viridiplantae; Streptophyta; Magnoliopsida; Solanales; Convolvulaceae
Exons: 3
Coding region: 191-1429 (412 amino acids)
Source: RefSeq, a predicted model, not a curated record
UUCUCCGCCGAAAAUGCCAUCCCUAGUCUAGUCUCGCUCCCUCCCUAAAACCCCAAGUCCCCAAGCACAGUAACAUCUUUACAUUUCGUCUUUUGAUUUUCAUACUAGAAACAGGUAGAGAAGGGGGAAGCCGCCAAGUCUCCUCCAUCUUCGCCGGCGUAAGCCAACCCUAGCCGUAGCCUUUACUGCCAUGCCGACUUUCACAAGUAUCGCGCUAGAGAAUCUACUCGAACCACGCGUUCGAGAUUCGUACAAGAAGCCCUUGGAUUCCAACCAAAUUGCGACUACACUUAGCAACCGCGGUGAAGAGGAGGAGAGGGUAGACGGGGCGGAGAACGCGAAGCCUCAAGCUCCGAAUCACAUAUACAUAUCUCCGGCUCUGUACAUAACUCCGGAACCGGCUCCCAUUCCCGACACGCUCUCCGCGUCGAUUUCGCCCUCGCCGUACGUGGCCAAUCGCAAGCGGCGCAGCGGAGGGGGUUUGGCGAGCCGGAAAAUCGACGGAUUUGAGGUUUCCGGGAGGAAGGGAGGGGAGCAGGGGGAGAAGAAGGGCGACGAAGUCGAAUACGAAGAGAGUGAUUUGACUUUUCAGUGCAUUGGUGAUGUGGACGCGGAAUUGGCGGAGGAUGAUUUGUUUGGGACUACGGAGGUGGGUGGAGAUAGAAUCGAGGGGCUCGAGGCGAGAAACGAAGAGUGUUUGGAUCCGAAGUGUGAUGUGUCGAUUUUCGGAAGUGCGAGUGAGGCGAGAGGACUUGAUUGCCAGAGCUUUGCGUCUGCUCAAGGAGACUUUUUUGAUGCAAGUGAAGAGUUCUCUGAUGGGUCUGUUUCAAGUGUACCUUCCUUUAUCAUUGCUAUGGAAUCGGAACUGCAAACCACAAAGCUCCAACUCCUCCAGGAAAUUGAUAAAAGAAAGGCUGCUGAAGAUGAUCUUAAUAUGAUGUGCAGCCAGUGGCAGAGAAUCAGUAACGUUCUAUCCGAGGCAGGCUUAACGCUCCCUUUGCCAUCAGCUGUCAUUGGUGGUAUGCAGAUUGAGCCUGCAGCAAUUGAGAACCUUUUGCAGGAAGUAAUUGUUGCUAGAUUUGUUGCUGAAGCAAUUGGAAAAGGUCAAUCACGUGCUGAAGCUGAGCUAGCUACAGAGGCAAUCCUUGAAUCAAAAAACCAGGAAAUCUCUCGGCUGCGAGAUAGGUUAUUGUAUUAUGAGACUGCUAAUCGGGAAAUGUCAGAGAGGAAUCAGGAAAUCAUUGAUGCAGCAAGAAAGCAAAGACAACGGAGGAGGACUCAACAGAAGUGGCUAUGGAGUUGUGUGGGACUUUCUGCCAUCAUUGGCAUUUCUGUGGCUGCCUACUCUUACCUGCCGCAACUAAGUAACAACCAACUAACAUCAAGUGCUGGAGAUUCAACAGCAGUUGAUACUCACCUAAGCUCUUAGCAAUUUCGUUUAGGCAAGUCCGCCAAUCUGCUGCUGGUGCUGCUUUUCGAGUGCUGUUCGCAAUUGGUGUAUAUUAGACAGUGAGGAAAUAUGGCAGUUUGCUCCGCUAAUAACUUAUACCCAUCGGUUUCAGUUUUCUAUUUUUUUUCAUUCAAUUUACCGAUAACUCACCUAUUUUUUUAGCCGUUCUAGGCGCCUGACAGGCUUUAGUGAAUAUUCUGGUAUUGCCAAUACUUGGUCUCACAAAAUGCACUUGUAGGAUGUUUGUGUCAACUUCAGCUUCACUAAUUAAGCUCUCAUGACUUGUAGUUGGUUUUUGGUUUCUGCAAAUAGUUUAUGAAAGAUGAAAGGUUUAUUCAUGUAA